AUGACCGACAAUCAACCGCCACCAUCAACUGCAGGUCCUUCAAGAUCAGCACGCCGUCUUCUACCGGCGAGCUGCUCUGGCGAAAGACCGAAAUGCCGUCGCUGUGGUGAACGCAAUCUUACGUGUAACUUUCUGGCUAAGCCUGGAGAAACUAGAAUUCAAGCCUUUCAUCGCAGUUCAGGCAACUGCAAAGAAAGCAAGCAAUCCAUCUUUGAAGAACUUGUUGGCCUGCUGAAAAAUCUACCUGACCAAGAUGCUCAAGAUAUUUUGAGAAAGAUCAGGUCGGGAUCGGAUGUUGGCUCAGUUCUACAGCAGGCUAAAUCUGGAGACGUUCUACUCCAAAUGGCUGUUACACCCGAAACUCGAUAUCGAUAUGAAUUUCCUUACAAAGCAAAUAUGCCAAGAGGAUACUAUAUUGAUAAUCCUUAUUUGAAGUCUAUGCUAUACGAAACAGCUUCCGUUUACUCCUACAAGGGAGGUCCGGAGUUGACAACACCAAGUGUUCCCGCCGAAGUCACUUCUGAAGAAGAGAAGAGUCUUUACUUAAAGCCCUUCCAUGCAGCACGAGUUGUCGAACCACUUCUCACCGACGCGAAGAUAUCGAAGUGGACACCCGUCUGUAAGGAUGAUGAGCUGAUGAGAGAGUUGAUACGCGCACUAUUGCGCUGCGAAUACCAAUUCACCGCAGCAUUUCAAAAGGAUCUUUUUCUCCAAGAUCUAUCAGCAGGACGAAAGAGCUUUUGCUCCCCCCUUCUCGUCAACGUGCUUCUUGCUUAUGCUUGUGUCUGCUAUCCGCAACUUUCUGGUCGCGUUGAGUACUGGAAUCCCAACAAUCUGACAUACCGCUUUAUGGCGGAGGCAAAGAGGUUAUGGGAGCUGGAAGCGAAGGUGCCGCGCAUCACGACUAUCCAAGCGGGCAUGCUGUUUGCUGUAUACCAUAACCUUUGCGGUCUAGAUGAGAUCGGAAAUGCGUACUUAAUACAAGCUGUGGCGCUGGGUCACCAACUUCGUAUUUUUGACACGCCUGUGGUGGGUCAGAGUGAGAGACUGCAGAGGGGCAGAGAGUAUACUGCAUGGGCUCUGUACAAUUGGGAAACCCUAUCUGCAUUCUCGUUCAUAUUCCGUCCAAUCAUCAAAGAGCCUCCUAUAUGGAAAUUACCAGAUCCCUCAAAAGACUCAUUGUGGUAUGGCGAAAUAUGGGUAAACUACCCCUUGAACCGUGGCCUUUCGCCCCUACAUCUGGGCGAAGUUAUUCGGGCAAGGAGCCAAUUCCGGAUUAUCAUGAACGAAUACUCCGAUAUAGCCUACACGGAAGGCUCUAAGGUAGAUCUCUACCAUGCUCAUCAUUUCCGCAGACGAAUGGAGAAUUGGUACAACAGUCUUCCAGAAUCCCUGACACCGAAAAGAAUUGUCCUACCGGGACAGCUACAAAUACACAUGAUGUACCACCAGCUGCUUUUCACCAUGUUCGAACCUCUACUCGACGUAGAGACAAACGAGGACCCAUCACCAGGCCACAUCGUAGCUAUCGCGAAGAGAAACCUUCAAACUCUUGUUAGACUCUACUUUCUCCGGCACGGUUUCGAAUCAAUGGAUCUUUUCAUUGUCAUACCACUCAUGAUCAUCGGCUCCGACUCCCUAGGUGCCAUCAACGACGACACUCCACCCUCAGAGCUAGAGGCUCUCCGAGCGGUACUUAUCCUCGUAGCUCAAGGUCUAUACAACCAACGUCGAAACCAUUACCUAGCCCAGGCGCUAUUUCGAGUUAUUCGAGGAAGCAUGCGUCCGCAAGAGAUUGGACUGUUGAAGUCUUCCAUGGCUUUGGAGGCUGGUGAUAUCGACCAAGAGCCGGAAUUGGCUGUUGCUGUGCGAAGUCAAUGGCCAGUCAGUGUGGUGAAGAGGAAAGAGGAUCUCAAGUUCCGCGUGUUGACCAAUCUUGUUGAGAGCUUUGGUUACAUGAAUGUGGAAGAGGAGACAUAA
Molecule: messenger RNA, 1980 nt
Organism: Fusarium coffeatum
Lineage: Eukaryota; Fungi; Ascomycota; Sordariomycetes; Hypocreales; Nectriaceae
Exons: 5
Coding region: 1-1980 (659 amino acids)
Biological process (GO): regulation of DNA-templated transcription; DNA-templated transcription
Molecular function (GO): zinc ion binding; DNA binding; DNA-binding transcription factor activity, RNA polymerase II-specific
Source: RefSeq, a predicted model, not a curated record